This is a messenger RNA of Diceros bicornis minor, 5584 nucleotides long. RefSeq names its product PR/SET domain 11 (gene PRDM11). Gene Ontology annotation, biological process: regulation of transcription by RNA polymerase II. The transcript is spliced from 8 exons. Bases 483 to 4016 code for a protein of 1177 amino acids. Gene Ontology annotation, molecular function: protein binding; RNA polymerase II cis-regulatory region sequence-specific DNA binding; DNA-binding transcription factor activity, RNA polymerase II-specific. NCBI's taxonomy places the organism in Eukaryota, Metazoa, Chordata, Mammalia, Perissodactyla, Rhinocerotidae. Gene Ontology annotation, cellular component: nucleus. The record is from RefSeq and is a predicted model, not a curated record.
CCGCGCCGCCCCUGCGCCCGGCCGGUGCGCCGCCCUGGCCCGAUCGCAGGAUCUCACACUUUCCCCGCCGGACACCGGACGGGACGACCCGCGGGCUUCGGGGGCUGGGGGCACCCCGGGGGCUGGGGCGGGGCGACUCGGCCCGCCCGAGCGGCCCGCGCCCCCCUCCGCGCGCCCCCGUCCCCGCCGGCUCGGAGGAGGGGGCAGGCCGUCCUGUUUCCCCACACCCCUCCCAGCCGCCGCCGGCUUUGGGGCCCCGGUGGGGAGCAGGGGGCUGAUUAGCCGAGGAGCAGGGGUGUGGCCAGCGGGGCCCUGGGUAGUGAGUCACACACGCUGCUCGCCCAGUCUAGGGGCCGAGCGCGAUCCCAGCCCGAGCUGCGCGCUGGCCCGGCCCGAAGAGUGUCCCCGGGCUUGGCAUGAGGACCUUGGGGUGCCGAGGGAGGGGCUGAAGCCCUGCGCGGUGGUGGAGGAGGGCGGACAGAAUGACUGAGAACAUGAAGGAGUGCCUGGCGCAGACCAAGGCGGCCGUGGGGGAGAUGGUGACCGUGGUGAAGACCGAGGUCUGCUCACCACUCCGCGACCAGGAGUAUGGCCAGCCCUGCUCUAGGAGACCAGACCCCUCAGCCAUGGAAGUGGAGCCCAAGAAACUGAAGGGGAAGCGAGACCUCAUCAUGCCCAAAAGCUUCCAGCAAGUGGACUUCUGGUUCUGCGAGUCCUGCCAGGAGUACUUUGUGGAUGAGUGCCCGAACCAUGGCCCCCCGGUGUUUGUGCCCGACACGCCGGUGCCCGUGGGUAUCCCAGACCGGGCGGCCCUCACCAUCCCGCAGGGCAUGGAGGUGGUGAAGGAAGCCAGUGGGGAGAACGAUGUGCGGUGCAUAAAUGAGGUCCUCCCCAAGGGCCACAUCUUCGGCCCCUACGAGGGGCAGAUCUCCACCCAGGACAAAUCAGCUGGCUUCUUCUCGUGGCUGAUUGUGGAUAAGAACAACCGCUACAAGUCCAUAGACGGGUCAGACGAGACUAAGGCCAACUGGAUGAGGUACGUGGUCAUCUCCCGGGAGGAGAGGGAGCAGAACCUGCUGGCGUUCCAGCACAGCGAGCGCAUCUACUUCCGGGCCUGCAGGGACAUCCGGCCCGGGGAGCGGCUGCGGGUCUGGUACAGCGAGGACUAUAUGAAGCGCCUGCACAGCAUGUCCCAGGAAACCAUCCACCGCAAUCUGGCCAGAGGAGAGAAGAGGUUGCAGAGGGAGAAGUCUGAGCAGGCUCUGGAUAACCCAGAAGACCUGAGGGGUCCCAUUCAGCUCCCUGUGUUGAGACAGGGCAAAAGUCCCUAUAAGCGUGGCUUCGACGAGGGGGACGUGCACCCCCAGGCCAAGAAGAAGAAAAUUGACCUCAUUUUCAAGGAUGUGCUGGAGGCCUCACUGGAAUCUGCGAAGGUAGAAGCCCACCAGCUGGCUCUGAGCACCUCGCUGGUCAUCAGGAAAGUCCCCAAGUACCCGGAUGACGCCUACAGUCGGUGUGCAAUGACCGUGUCGCAUGGCGUGCCGAAUGUCAGCCGGACCCAGGGGGAGGGGGACUGGAAGGCCCCCCAGGGGGCUUCCAAGGAGCCAGGCCCACUGGAGGAUGAAGAAGAGGAGCCUUCGUCAUUCAAGGCCGACAGUCCCGCCGAGGCCUCCCUUGCCUCCGACCCUCACGAGCUUCCCACCACCUCCUUCUGCCCUAACUGUAUUCGCCUAAAGAAGAAGGUCCGAGAACUCCAGGCAGAGCUAGACAUGCUUAAGUCUGGGAAGCUGCCUGAGCCCCCCGUAUUGCCAGCGCAGGUACUGGAGCUCCCAGAGUUCUCAGACCCUGCAGCCUCAGAGAGCAUGGUCUCUGGCCCCGCCAUCAUGGAGGAUGAUGACCAGGAGGUCGAUUCGGCAGACGAAUCUGUCUCCAACGAUAUGACGACCGCCACCGAUGAGCCCUCCAAGCUGUCGUCCACCACGGGGCGCCGCAUCCGGCGCUUUAAGCAGGAGUGGCUGAAGAAGUUCUGGUUCCUGCGGUACUCCCCGACCCUCAACGAGAUGUGGUGCCACGUCUGCCGCCAGUACACGGUGCAGUCCUCGCGCACCUCGGCCUUCAUCGUCGGCUCCAGGCAGUUCAAGAUCCACACCAUCAAGCUGCACAGCCAAAGCAACCUUCACAAGAAGUGCCUGCAGCUCUACAAACUCCGCAUGCACCCCGAGAAGACGGAGGAGAUGUGCCGCAACAUGACCCUGCUCUUCAACACCGCCUACCACCUGGCCCUCGAGGGCAGGCCCUACCCGGACUUCCGGCCGCUGGCCGAGCUGCUGCGCAAGUGCGAGCUCAAGGUGGUGGACCAGUACAUGAACGAGGGAGACUGCCAGAUCCUCAUCCACCACAUCGCCCGGGCCCUGCGGGAAGACCUGGUGGAGCGCAUCCGCCAGUCGCCCUGCCUCAGCAUCAUCCUCGAUGGGCAGAGCGACGACCUGCUGGCCGACACGGUAGCUGUCUACGUCCAGUACACCAGCAGCGACGGGCCCCCGGCCACGGAGUUCCUGUCCCUGCAGGAGCUGGGCUUCUCCAGCACAGAGAGCUAUCUCCAGGCCCUUGACCGGGCCUUUUCUGCCUUGGGCAUCCGGUUGCAGGAUGAGAAGCCGACCGUUGGCUUGGGCGUAGACGGGGCCAACAUCACCGCCAGCCUGCGCGCCAGCAUGUUCAUGACGAUCCGCAAGACGCUGCCCUGGCUGCUCUGCCUGCCCUUCAUGGUGCACCGGCCCCACCUGGAAGUCCUGGAUGCCAUCAGCGGGAAGGAGCUCCCCUGCCUGGAGGAGCUGGAGAACAAUCUGAAACAGCUGCUGAGCUUCUACCGCUACUCACCGCGCCUCAUGUGCGAGCUGCGGUCCACGGCCUCCACCCUCUGCGAGGAGACGGAGUUCCUGGGGGACAUCCGGGCCGUGAGGUGGAUCAUCGGAGAGCAGAACGUCCUCAAUGCGCUCAUCAAGGACUACCUGGAGGUGGUGGCCCACCUCAAGGAUGUCAGCAGCCAGACCCAGCGGGCGGACGCCUCGGCCAUCGCGCUGGCCCUGCUGCAGUUCCUCAUGGACUACCAGUCCAUCAAGCUCAUCUACUUCCUUCUGGACGUGACCGCCGUGCUCUCACGCCUGGCCUACGUCUUCCAGGGCGAGUACCUCCUGGUGUCCCAGGUGGACGACAAGAUCGAGGAGGCCAUCCAGGAGAUCAGCCGGCUGGCCGAUUCCCCGGGGGAGUACCUGCAGGAGUUCGAGGAGAACUUCCGAGAGAGCUUCAACGGGAUCGCGAUGAAGAACCUCAGGGUGGCCGAAGCCAAGUUCCAGUCCAUCAGGGAGAAGAUCUGCCAGAAGACCCAAGUGAUCCUGGCUCAGAGGUUCGACUCCCGCAGCCGGAUCUUCGUGAAGGCCUGCCAGGUGUUCGACCUGGCCUCCUGGCCCAGGAACAGCGAGGAGCUCAUGAGCUACGGCAAGGAGGAUAUGGUUCAGAUAUUUGAUCACCUGGAGGCCAUCCCGACCUUUUCCCGGGAUGUCUGUAGGGAAGGGCUGGACCCCCGGGGGAGUCUGUUGAUGGAGUGGCGGGAACUCAAGGCUGAUUACUAUACCAAAAAUGGCUUCAAAGACCUCAUCGGCCACAUUUGCAAGUACAAACAGAGGUUUCCGCUCUUGAACAAGAUCAUCCAGGUCCUCAAAGUCCUCCCCACUUCCACCGCGUGCUGCGAGAAAGGCCGAAAUGCCCUACAGCGAGUCCGCAAAAACCACCGCUCCCGCCUGACCCUGGAGCAGCUCAGCGACCUGUUGACAAUCGCUGUCAACGGCCCGCCCAUUGCCAACUUCGAUGCCAAGCGAGCCCUGGACAGCUGGUUUGAGGAGAAGUCUGGCAACAGUUACACACUCUCCGCCGAGGUCCUCAGCAGAGUGUCUGCGCUGGAACAGAAGCCAGUCCUGCAGACGGUGGACCAUGGGGCGGAGUUUUACCCGGAUAUUUAGGGGGCCGGCGUCACAGAGUUCACCAAGCUGUUGAAUAUUUUUUUAAUCUAUACUCAUAAGCUUUGAUAUAUUAUAUAAAUAUAUAUAUUAUAUUAUAUAUAUAUAUAUAAACCCACACUGAAAAUUUUUAAAAACCAAGGUGACACGUCCACCAGAAGCUACUGGGAGCUUUCAGAAAGGAAUAAUGUCGGAAACUGACUCUUGUCUACAAAAUUUGGCAGCUGCAACAUAUGUGGCAACUCAUUUUCACUCACAGAAGCAUGUGCUGGGGCCACACGUGUUCCCACCCAACAGUCAACCAACAGCAUAAGCUAAAAUGACGGGUCUCUGUCAUCACCUCUAGGUAGCUCGUUUUUGUUGAUAUUUUCAUUUGGGGGUUGAGGGGUUCGGGUUUAGGUGUAUGUUCUUGCCUUUUCUUUUCUUGUUUGGUUUUCUGAUGGGGGUUUCUUGGGCUCUUCGUUGCCAUGCUGGUCCAGCUGAGUCAGAUCUCUGAUUUUGGAUAGGGUGGGUGGUGUAUCUGGAUUGGGGUGUUUGACUUUCUUCCUCUCCCAUCUGACUUCAGCUUGAGAGAUUUUUAUUCAUUUCCUGACGAGUGUUCCUUCACUGUCUCAGAAACAAAGUGUCAGUCAAACUGUGACGCCCACCUCUCCCCUCCUCUGUCACCUCUCCCGUCCCUGGGUUAUUGAUUCCCUCCUUCCAGCCCGUGGAUCCUAAAGAUCUCACCUGUUAUACUGAAGGCAAAAUUGCCUUAUAACUGAGCUUGAAAUCCUUGAGAUGGGAGAGGGGGUAAGCUUUUUGCAUUCCUGUUUUCACAUGGUGUGGGAUAAAAUAAUAUAAUUCCAUUCAGAUCCAGGGCUGGGGGGGAAAUGAAGAGCCAAGAAGUCCAGACCCCAAGAGGGCAGCGAUUUUUGGCUAAAAACAAGUAAAACGAAAAGUCUAUAUUCAAUUUACAUGAAUUAUUUAUACUCUGUCUUUAUAAUCAUAUAAUGUGUUGGGGGUAUUUUUGUUUUCCUUUAAUAAUCGAGAGAUGCCUGCUAUAGUUCAGUGGCAGGAGAUGUCAAUGCAAGUCAUGCCCUGGGUCACGCGUGACUCCAAUGAGAGUCUCUAGAGAUUGGGUCUUUCUUUUGCAACAGGCUGGUAAGAAGCACAGCCUGGCAGGAAGGCAGGGGGAGACCGAGUAAUUCAUCUAUGCCUGUGAACACUUCCUUUUUUGAACAGGGUAGAGAUGUCCUAAAGAAAAGGCAGAAACAAGAGGUAAGACAGGACUCUCAAGGCAUCAGCCUACACACACACACACACACACACACACACACACACACACACACACACAGAACCACGAUAUAAGCUUUAGAAAUAGCCACUUGCCUACUCCCUGGGGCAAGGAGUGGUUUAAGCUAGAGGAGUCUGAUCAAUACUCUUUCAUUCAUUUAACUACCAGUAUACCUCGCAAGGGAGUUUUAAAAAAAAAUGUGCGUGCGCUGUUAAAAACUUCUGUUCAUAUUUCCACGUCUGACUUAUGCAUAUUUGAUAUGCAGAGAUCCUGUAUCGUGGGUGCAGGUCAUUUUGGG